This is a messenger RNA of Thrips palmi, 488 nucleotides long. Its product is annotated as motor neuron and pancreas homeobox protein 1-like. Gene Ontology annotation, molecular function: DNA-binding transcription factor activity, RNA polymerase II-specific; sequence-specific double-stranded DNA binding. The transcript has 4 exons. The record is from RefSeq and is a predicted model, not a curated record. NCBI's taxonomy places the organism in Eukaryota, Metazoa, Arthropoda, Insecta, Thysanoptera, Thripidae. Gene Ontology annotation, biological process: central nervous system development; neuron projection morphogenesis; spinal cord motor neuron cell fate specification. The coding region runs from base 42 to 488 and encodes 148 amino acids. Gene Ontology annotation, cellular component: nucleus.
CCGGCAAGGGCCCCCCGCUGCCCUCGCUGCCGCAGCACCAGAUGAACCUGCACAACAUGCAGCUCGAGUGGCUGCGCACCGGCAUGUUCUACCCGCGCCUGCCCGACCUCGCCGGCUGCGGCGGCCAGCACGCGCUGCUCGGCAAGACGCGGCGCCCCAGGACGGCCUUCACGUCGCAGCAGCUGCUGGAGCUCGAGAAGCAGUUCCGGCAGAACAAGUACCUGAGCCGGCCCAAGCGCUUCGAGGUCGCCACCAACCUCAUGCUGACCGAGACGCAGGUCAAGAUCUGGUUCCAGAACCGGCGGAUGAAGUGGAAGCGCAGCAAGAAGGCCCAGCAGGAGGCCAAGAACCGCGACGACGGUCGCGAGGGCCGCGAGGGCCGCGACUCGGAGAAGCGGUCCGGCUCGGGCGCCAAGUCAUUAGUGUUAAUGGUAGGAGUUUUAGCUGAAAACCACAAUUCAGGAAAUGCCCUGGACUCGUUUCAAUGA